Molecule: messenger RNA, 2917 nt
Organism: Rhinopithecus roxellana (golden snub-nosed monkey)
Lineage: Eukaryota; Metazoa; Chordata; Mammalia; Primates; Cercopithecidae
Gene: WDR89
Product: WD repeat domain 89
Exons: 3
Coding region: 406-1569 (387 amino acids)
Molecular function (GO): protein binding
Source: RefSeq, a predicted model, not a curated record
UGCGUUUUCUCCGGUACAGGUUGAGGGCUGGCUACUGAGGUAUAUUUUGCUGGGCCAGGCUGGGCCGGGUCCCCGGGAUGGGCAGCCCUCUCGACGAGCGGCGACGCCGUGGUUGAGUCUAGAAGGCUAAAGUCGCUGGACAUCUAUCGCGGGAGCUAGGAGGGACGUGGGAGGUCUGGUCGGAGCGUGCACGUGUUGGAGGUCUCGCUCCGCAGUGGGAGUCACCGGGUCAAACCUGUGCUGGCCCUGGCCAAAGAAUCUUCUGCGGGUAUUUGACUGUUACAAAUAAAAUGGUGAUGAACAUGUGUACAGGUGUUUGUAUGGACAUAAGUUGUCAUUUCUCUUGAGUAAAUACCUAAAAGUGGGAUUGCUGGAGUUUUACUACCCUUGGAUGCUGCUGUUGAUAUGGAAAAGAUUGAGGAACAGUUUGCUAAUCUGCACAUUGUUAAAUGUUCCUCAGGAACCAAAGAGCCCACUUACCUUCUUGGUAUAGACACAUCAAAGACUGUCCAAGCAGGAAUGGAAAACUUGGUUGCUGUUUUAUGUUCUAAUGGAUCAAUCAGAAUAUAUGAUAAAGAAAGGUUAAAUGUACUACGAGAAUUUAGUGGAUAUCCUGGACUUCUUAAUGGAGUCAGAUUUGCAAAUUCCUGUGAUAGUGUAUAUUCAGCAUGUACUGAUGGCACUGUAAAAUGUUGGGAUGCUCGAGUAGCCAGAGAAAAACCUGUUCAGCUCUUCAAGGGUUACCCUUCCAAUAUUUUUAUCAGUUUUGAUAUUAAUUGUAAUGAUCAUAUUAUUUGUGCUGGUACAGAAAAAGUUGAUGAUGAUGCAUUGUUGGUGUUCUGGGAUGCAAGGAUGAAUUCUCAGGAUUUAUCUACAACUAAAGACCCACUUGGUGCAUAUUCAGAGACACAUAGUGAUGAUGUCACUCAAGUACGUUUCCAUCCCAGCAAUCCCAACAUGGUAGUCUCAGGUUCAUCUGAUGGCCUGGUAAAUGUAUUUGAUAUUAAUGUUGAUAAUGAGGAGGAUGCACUGGUUACAACCUGUAACUCAAUUUCAUCAGUAAGCUGUAUUGGUUGGUCUGGGAAUGGUUAUAAACAGAUUUACUGCAUGACACAUGAUGAAGGAUUUUAUUGGUGGGAUCUUAAUCAUCUGGAUACUGAUGAACCAGUUACACGUUUGAACAUCCAGGAUGUCAGAGAGGCAGUUAACAUGAAAGAAGAUUCUUUGGACUAUUUGAUUGGUGGCCUGUAUCAAGAAAAGACAGACACAUUGCAUGUUAUUGGAGGAACAAACACAGGAAGGAUUCACUUGAUCAACUGCAGCACGUCAGGACUGACCCAUGUGACUAGCCUUCAGGGAGGGCAUGCUGCUACAGUCCGUUCUUUCUGUUGGAAUGUGCAAGAUGAUUCUUUGUUGACUGGAGGAGAAGAUGCACAGUUGUUGCUUUGGAAACCUGGAGCUAUAGAGAAGACCUUUACUAAGAAAGAGAGCAUGAAAAUAGCAUCCUCUGUGCACCAACGAGUACGAGUUCAUAGUAAUGAUUCUUAUAAAAGAAGGAAAAAGCAGUGAUAAUGCAUUUGGCACUUUGGUAGAUUUUAUAGUUUCAAGUAGUCCUUUUUGUUUACUACCCAUGGUAGACGUGUUUAAAGCUUUAUGUAAAAACAAGCAGUUAGCAAACAAUCUGGGAAAAAUACGGGGAGAAUGGUUUAAUUCCGGUCUUCACAUAUUCUAAAAAAUUUUAAAGCCUCUAAGUAUAAAAUCAGUGAGUUGAAAGUAAAAUUUCUCAUUUAAAGAACCCAUCUGUUAAUGUAGUAAAUGUUGGGUUUAAAGAAAUAGCUCUGAUAAGGAAUUUUUAGAAGGAGAUACCUGGUAAAACUUAAUAAAACAGGUGGUUGGCUGCAUUGUUUAAGCCCAGUUUUUUACAUUUUAAAUUGUUGUUAUUGUGUAUAGAACCAGAUCAGACUAUAUUCUUCAUUUGAGGAGCAUCUAUAUAUUUAAUACACCUAAUGUAUUAUGUUGGAGUAUUUAAAUAUAUGUAUUUUAAUGAGUAAAUAGAAUUAAACUUUUUUAGAAAUAAAAUGAUAGGCAUGUAUGUAAAAUGAGAAAAAUAUGUUUAGUAAAUAUUUGCAUCUUUAAUAUUGUUAGUAAGUAGUAAACAGGUGUUUUGCUGAUUGAAAGGAAGUUAUCUUGGUAAAUUGAGACUCAAAGUGAAAUACAAAAAUGAAAAUGUUUAUAAUAGGACUCGACUUGGAGAAAUUCCUAUUCUUCCUGUUGUCCAAACCAUAAAUUUGAGGAUAACCUGGACUUUUCUCUUCCCUCUUCUCCUAACCAGUUUUUCACCAAGUCCUGUGCCAUUUCACCUCCUAACGUUUGUCAGCUAUCCUUUUGCCUUUACCUCACCACUAUUACCUUAGAGAAGACUCAUUGUUUCUCACCGGGAUUACCAGCUCGAUCCCUAAUCUGCUUUAGUUCAUCCUUCUUACUACUUCUAGGCUAAACAUCAAAAACAGAUCUGGUAGGGGUGGGGAAAUGAGGGGGAAGAAACAAAAACAUCUGAUGAUGCCUCAUGCUGCUUAAAAUCUUCAGUACAUUGAUGUUUUGAUGUAGCACUACAGAAGCAUUAAAAAAUUGUGUUUUUCAGAAUCUUUACAAUAUUAGUGCUAUGUAGUGAAUGAAAAAAUUAAUUUGAAAGCUAUCUGGAGAAAUCGCAUUCAUAAAACAAUUGGAAGUGAAGCAAUAUCAAAAUAGUAGGGCUUUUUAAAAUUAAAAAUAUUUAAAAUUCAAAAGUAAUUAAUAGUGUUGGAAGAUGCGGGUGAGAAAAUAUUCCUGAAAGUGGAACUGAAAGAGACAAAGAGAAAAGAUGAAAGCCACGGAAGAUAAAUAUAGGGGUCUAAAACCAGACUAACAGUUUUAGAAA